AUGCCGACUCGGUAUUUAGCCGGUUUUCAUUACCAACAAGUUGUCGAUGUACGCUGUGAGAUUUCGAGGACUCCUCCGUCUGCACCUCCACUUUCUACUCUCCUCCCUGAAGGUCUCGAACUCUUGGGAAUGUAUGAAGCCCACGACGGUGAUUGGGGGGAAGAGGGCUGUGUUGCAUGCAUAAAACGCCUUUUAAUCGAUAAAUCACCUUCUUGUAUGCCAUGCUUACAGGUUAUCACUGACCAGCAUCAUCCCCAACGUCUAAGCCCAUUAGUAGAAUUCGCAGCUGAGCGUAAAGUCAAGAUAGAAUUAGAGGCGGUAGACGUAUAG
Messenger RNA from Acaulospora colombiana, 330 nucleotides. Lineage: Eukaryota; Fungi; Glomeromycota; Glomeromycetes; Diversisporales; Acaulosporaceae. The record is from the annotation of a GenBank genome assembly.